Molecule: messenger RNA, 1130 nt
Organism: Erinaceus europaeus (western European hedgehog)
Lineage: Eukaryota; Metazoa; Chordata; Mammalia; Eulipotyphla; Erinaceidae
Product: transmembrane protein 178B
Exons: 3
Coding region: 1-399 (132 amino acids)
Cellular component (GO): membrane
Source: RefSeq, a predicted model, not a curated record
AUGAACAGAGACCUGCGCAGGAUGACGGCUGGCUUCAUGGGCAUGGCAGUGGCCAUCAUCCUCUUCGGCUGGAUCAUCGGCGUGCUGGGCUGCUGCUGGGACCGAGGCCUUAUGCAGUAUGUGGCAGGGCUUCUCUUCCUCAUGGGAGGAACCUUCUGCAUCAUUUCACUGUGCACCUGUGUGGCUGGGAUCAACUUUGAGCUGUCACGCUACCCGCGCUACCUAUAUGGACUCCCAGAUGACAUCAGCCACGGCUACGGGUGGUCCAUGUUCUGUGCAUGGGGGGGCCUGGGCCUCACCCUCAUCUCGGGAUUCUUCUGUACCUUGGCCCCCUCUGUCCAACCUGUCCCCAGGACCAACUGCCCUAAAUCCAGGCCCGAGAAUGGGACAGUGUGCUAAGAGGCCACAACGCCGAUGACAACGACGACAGAACCCCCCCACACACACAUACACACAUAUAUAAAUAUAUAUAUAAUAUACAUAUUUCCGAGGAGACUCCGCCCAGAUGAUGCCAGUGCCAAGGGAGGCUUGUGUGGGCAUCACAAUGGACUCUGUGUCACCCUGUCACCACCAAGAUGGGGAUAGCGCUGUUCACGUCACAUGGCUCUUCCAUCACUUCUUGACUUGUGGCUCCGUGGCUUCUGGAAGCUGGCGCACCUGUUGGGCUCCCAGCAGCAUCUGGAUCCCAAGUCCCUUGUAAGGAUGGGGUAGUGGGCAGGGAAGGGACCGUGCCCGUGGUUGCCAGCGGGUCACCCCCUGGACCAACAGGAGAGGACACCGUGCCCUCCCCCUCCAACCCUAUGGCAGAAGCAUCAUGCUCUUCACUCAUUUAAUGUAACCCCACCCUGGAGGCCACCUGCAGAAACACUUCCUCUCCUGAUGUUUCCUCUAGCUGCACAUGGGAUGUGGGAGAGAAGAGGACUGAGCAAGGAGUUUUCUCUUUGGAAUCCAAGAGGUGGAGACAAUGGGGAGAGACCCAGCUGUCCCCUGGAGGCCCAGCUCCACACUUAUAAACAGACACACCAGGAGCUGCUUUGAGAAGCCAGUCUCACUUUCCAGCUGCCUUACACCCAGUUCAACAAGUGGGAGGCCGCCCUGCCCUGCCCUGCCCUGCCCUGCCCUGCCCUGCC